CCUAAACAGUCAAUACCAAGCCCAUCUCAUAAAACAUGCACAUACCCACAAACGAGAAGCCUGCUUAUCUGAGCCGGCUUCUCGGGCCGCCCGAGUACCGAUGGGUGAAAUGGAGGUGCCUCGAAAACUCUCCACAGAACACGAAAACUACAUUUUCCAAUUCGGUAUCUCCUAUCAUACAGAAAAGGUACCAAUAAUUCGAGUGUUGCCAUCAGGAAACCGCCUCCGUCUAGAUGAGAUAAGAACUGCCGAGAUGAGCAAAGAGAGACAGUUGAUAGGUAUAAAUAUUAGAUUCCACAAGAGAGAGGAAACCAUUACAGCUAGUGGAGGGUUAAAUCAUCGGAUAGGGACGGCACAUUCUCCUGUGGAAAAUCGUCCCGGAGUAGGCGUAUCUGGUACACAGAAAUUAGAGUUGAUACAUACUUUGCCUCAUAGAAUAAACAACGUGGCGGACACUCUCAGGACCCAACCACUUGGUGUUGCUUUUCAAGGAGCCCAUAUUGGAUCUCUGACCGUCGAGAGCUUGAACAUGUACUUGGAAACGAUUCAUGCCAGUAUAGCGGAAAACAAGUCUUCGAUCGAAGCUUUCGCACAGGAGAUGCACGAAUAUCGGUUAGAGCUCAAAAAGCUUGACUCCAAGAUAAAGGCGACAAAGGAUGAAAUGAAAACGAAGGAGGGCGAGGAUCGAAGGCAGCUUAAGAAAGAUGUAACC
Molecule: messenger RNA, 712 nt
Organism: Acaulospora colombiana
Lineage: Eukaryota; Fungi; Glomeromycota; Glomeromycetes; Diversisporales; Acaulosporaceae
Source: the annotation of a GenBank genome assembly